Molecule: messenger RNA, 3297 nt
Organism: Knipowitschia caucasica
Lineage: Eukaryota; Metazoa; Chordata; Actinopteri; Gobiiformes; Gobiidae
Source: the annotation of a GenBank genome assembly
AUGACCACUGCUGCCAGGAUCUUUCCUGUGUGUCCAAACGCCCGGAGGCCCAGCUGCUCGUACGCCCGGAUCCCUGACACACAACAGUCACGUGACGCACAACAGUCACGUGACGCACAACAGUCACGUGACGCACAACACUUGGACCCCUUACGUACCCACCCCUUACGCAAUUACCGCUUACGUACCCACCCCUCACGUACCCACCCUCACGUACCCACCCUAACGUACCCACCCCUCACGUACCCACCCCUCACGUACCCACCCUCACGUACCCACCCUCACGUACCCACCCCUCACGUACCCACCCCUCACGUACCCACCCUCACGUACCCACCCCUACGUACCCACCCUCACGUACCCACCCUCACGUACCCACCCUCACGUACCCACCCCUCACGUACCCACCCUCACGUACCCACCCCUCACGUACCCACCCCUCACGUACCCACCCUCACGUACCCACCCUCACGUACCCACCCCUCACGUACCCACCCUCACGUACCCACCCCUCACGUACCCACCCCUCACGUACCCACCCCUCACGUACCCACCCCUCACGUACCCACCCUCACGUACCCACCCCUCACGUACCCACCCCUCACGUACCCACCCCUCACGUACCCACCCUCACGUACCCACCCUCACGUACCCACCCUCACGUACCCACCCUCACGUACCCACCCUCACGUACCCACCCUCACGUACCCCCCCCUCACGUACCCACCCUCACGUACCCACCCUCACGUACCCACCCUCACGUACCCACCCUCACGUACCCACCCUCACGUACCCACCCUCACGUACCCACCCUCACGUACCCACUACCCCCUCACGUACCCACCCUCACGUACCCACCCUCACGUACCCACCCUCACGUACCCACCCCUCACGUACCCACCCCUCACGUACCCCUCACGUACCCCCCUCACGUACCCACCCUCACGUACCCACCCUCACGUACCCACCCCUCACGUACCCACCCUCACGUACCCACCCUCACGUACCCACCCUCACGUACCCACCCCUCACGUACCCACCCUCACGUACCCCUCGUACCCACCCCUCACGUACCCCCCUCACGUACCCACCCUCACGUACCCACCCUCACGUACCCACACCCUCACGUACCCCCUCACGUACCCACCCACGUACCCACCCCUCACGUACCCACCCUCACGUACCCACCCUCACGUACCCACCCCUCACGUACCCACCCUCACGUACCCACCCCUCACGUACCCACCCUCACGUACCCACCCCUCACGUACCCACCCUCACGUACCCACCCUCACGUACCCUCACGUACCCACCCUCACGUACCCCCCCUCACGUACCCACCCCUCACGUACCCACCCUCACGUACCCACCCUCACGUACCCACCCUCACGUACCCCCCCUCACGUACCCACCCUCACGUACCCACCCUCACGUACCCACCCUCACGUACCCACCCUCACGUACGUACCCACCCCUCACGUACCCACCCUCACGUACCCACCCCUCACGUACCCACCCUCACGUACCCACCCUCACGUACCCCCCUCACGUACCCACCCUCACGUACCCACCCUCACGUACCCACCCCUCACGUACCCACCCUCACGUACCCACCCUCACGUACCCCCCUCACGUACCCACCCUCACGUACCCACCCCUCACGUACCCACCCCUCACGUACCCACCCUCACGUCCCCCUCACGUACCCACCCUCACGUACCCACCCUCACGUACCCACCCUCACGUACCCACCCUCACGUACCCACCCUACGUACCACCCUCACGUACCCACCCUCACGUACCCACCCUCACGUACCCCACCCCUCACGUACCCACCCUCACGUACCCACCCUCACGUACCCACCCUCACGUACCCACCCUCACGUACCCACCCUCACGUACCCACCCUCACGUACCCACCCUCACGUACCCACCCUCACGUACCCACCCUCACGUACCCACCCUCACGUACCCCACCCCCCUCACGUACCCACCCUCACGUACCCCCCUCACGUACCCACCCUCACGUACCCACCCUCACGUACCCACCCCACGUCCUACGUACCCACCCUCACGUACCCACUACCCACCCUCACGUACACCCCCCCUCACGUACCCACCCUCACGUACCACCCACGUACCCACCCUCACGUACCCACCCUCACGUACCCACCCUCACGUACCCACCCUCACGUACCCCACCCUCACGUACCACCCUCACGUACCCACCCCUCACGUACCCACCCUCACGUACCCACCCAUACCACCCUCACGUACCCACCCCUCACGUACCCACCCCUCACGUACCCACCCCUCACGUACCCCACCCUCACGUACACCCCUCACGUACCCACCCCUCACGUACCCACCCUCACGUACCCACCCCUCACGUACCCCCCCUCACGUACCCACCCUCACGUACCCACCCCUCACGUACCCACCCCUCACGUACCCACCCUCACGUACCCACCCCUCACGUACCCACCCUCACGUACCCACCCCUCACGUACCCCUACCCCUCACGUACCCACCCCUCACGUACCCACCCCUCACGUACCCACCCCUCACGUACCCACCCCUCACGUACCCACCCCUCACGUACCCACCCUCACGUACCCACCCUCACGUACCCACCCUCACGUACCCACCCCUCACGUACCCACCCUCACGUACCCCACACCCUCACGUACCCACCCCUCACGUACCCACCCUCACGUACCCACCCCUCACGUACCCACCCCUCACGUCACGUCCCCCCUCACGUACCCACCCUCACGUACCCACCCUCACGUACCCACCCUCACGUACCCACCCUCACGUACCCACCCUCACGUACCCACCCUCACGUACCCACCCCUCACGUACCCACCCUCACGUACCCACCCUCACGUACCCACCCUCACGUACCCACCCCUCACGUACCCACCCCUCACGUACCCACCCCUCACGUACCCACCCUCACGUACCCACCCUCACGUACCCACCCUCACGUACCCACCCUCACGUACCCACCCUCACGUACCCCCCCUCACGUACCCACCCCUACCCCCUCACGUACCCACCCCUCACGUACCCACCCCUCACGUACCCCCUCACCCCACCCUCACGUACCCACCCCUCACGUACCCACCCUCACGUACCCACCCCUCACGUACCCACCCCUCACGUACCCCACCCCUCACGUACCCACCCUCACGUACCCCCCCUCACGUACCCACCCUCACGUACCCACCCUCACGUACCCACCCUCACGUACCCACAACCCCUGCGCUCUUCAGCAGCAGAUGCACAGAGUAA